AUGGCGGUUGCAGCAGUGAUGGCUCGGCGGGCGGCGGCGGCGGCGGCGGCAGAGUCGGAGACACCGAAGGUGGCCUCUCUGCCAUUAGUUUCACAGAAGCAGAGGCCCGGCUCAGCCCUCAGCAACCGUAGCGCGGCCUCCUCGCGUCCCCUGCGCCCCGUCAUCGUAGCGGCGGAGCCGAUGGCGGAGACGCCCAAACCUGUACACAGUGAGGAGAGUGAUCGCGACCUGAAAUCUGGAGAGCCGAGCGUCUCUAAGGCACUAACGUCGUACUCCAGAAAGGAGGUGGACGAUCAUUUCCAAGAAAUCCUGGAAGAGCAAGGAGUGGCCGAUGUCAUGGACGAAGAGGAGGAAACCCCAAAGGUUCCCUUAGUGGAGCGGACGGAAUUCGAAUCCUUCAUCGGCAUCAUGAUAGCCAUCAACGCCGUUCUGAUGGGUUUCGAAGUGGAUUUGGCACAGACAGGUGAUGUGGGAUGGAUCGUGGUGGAGAAUUUCUUCUGCAUCCUGUGGAUCAGCGAAAUGGUGCUCAAGAUGAAGACGCUGCACAGGCAGUACUUCAUGAACGCUUACAAUUUGUUGGACUUCGCGUUGGUUCUGCUGGCCGUGGCUGAAGCCUGGGUUAUUCCAUUCCUCUUCAUCGAUGGGGUCAGCGGCCUGGCCGUCAUACGCAUGGUGCGCAUUCUGCGCAUGUUACGACUUCUACGGCUGAUUCGGUUGAUGAAACUUUUCAAGAACCUUUGGCUGAUCAUCGUGGGCUUCAGAGAAUCUUUAAGCACGCUGUUUUGGGUGCUGAUGCUUCUAACGGUGGUCAUCUACGUGUUCGCCAUUUUUCUGCGCUACACGCUGAACUGCUUCGGGGCCUUCAGGGAAUGGGACGAUUGUGCGGAGUACUUCGGGAGUAUGCCGGCAGCGAUGUACACCCUGUUCCAAGUCAUCACGUUGGAAUCGUGGAGCCAGGUCUUCGCGCGGCCGAUUUUGAAAGUUCAGCCAGCCUUUUUCAUCGUCUUCCUGCUUUUUCUCUUCUUGACCACCUUUGGCAUCUUGAACAUCAUCGUUGGCGUCAUCGUUGAGAACACCCUGAAUGCAGCGAAGCAGAACCAGGAGUUGCAGGAGCGGCGCUUGCAGCGGCAACUGCGACAGGAACUGGAAAGCAUCCGACGCCUCUUUGAAGAGGCGGACUCAGAUGGAAGUGGAACCUUAGAACGCUCAGAGUUUGUGGAUAUUUUGAGCGACCCCACGGUGCAGCAGACCCUGACGCGCAUGGAAGUGCCAGUGGAGGAUCCAGGGAUGUUGUUCGAAAUCCUGGACCCCUCAGGAACCGACUCCUUGAGUUUUCCAAGCUUUGCACAAGGCGUCUUGAGAGUGAAAGGUCCUCCCACGCAGCUGGACAUGAAGACCAUGCAGCUGGGAGUGGCCAACAUUUCGAGACGGGUCAACAAAGUGGAGCAAUACCUGGACCAGCACUCGGCGAUGUUAGAGAGGAAUGCUGUAAUGCUGGGGAUCCUGAUGACCAAGCUGGGCUGCCACGAUCAGAUGCCUCCGAGCGUCUCGGGGCCUUUCGGCCACCGCAGCCGCCGCGGCUCUCGCGAUUCGCGCGGCCCUGGCGGAGGCGCUGGCACGGAGAGCGCACCGGCGACCAUGGCCGCUGGGGAAGGGCUGGAGCAGGAUGCCAUGGCUGCCAUGGAGGUUGAGAGUAUGGGCGACGAGGAUCCAGGGGAACUGACGCUGGAGAAGACCUUCUCCAAUGACAGCCUGGAGAUUCUGCGGGAGAGCGCCGCGGGAUUCCACAAGAAACCGUCCAUUCAGUCGAUCACGGUGCCAAGACUCGUCGUCUCCCAGGCUCCAGAUUUGCCGGGCUCCUGCACCUGA
This is a messenger RNA of Cladocopium goreaui, 1869 nucleotides long. Lineage: Eukaryota; Dinophyceae; Suessiales; Symbiodiniaceae. The record is from the annotation of a GenBank genome assembly.